GAAUAAUUAAGAAAAUAUGGGUGUUUUUGGGUUAAUUCUUUUUCUAGGGUUUUUCGAAUUCUCAUUUGUGAUCACUCAUGUUGGUGCUUUUUAUGGUGGAUGGAGCACCGGUCACGCCACCUUCUACGGUGGCGGAGAUGCCUCCGGCACUAUGGGAGGGUCAUGUGGGUAUGGGAAUUUGUACAGUCAAGGGUAUGGAACAGAGACUGCAGCUCUCAGUACGGCUCUAUACAACAAUGGACUAAGUUGUGGUUCAUGUUACGAAAUCAUGUGUGUAAACAAUAAACAAUGGUGUCUAAAAGGAGUCAUAUUUGUUACCGCCACCAAUUUUUGCCCGCCCGGUGGAUGGUGUGACUCGCCCAACAAACAUUUUGAUCUCUCUCAACCGGCUUUUCUUCGUAUUGCUCAAUAUCGGGCUGGCAUUGUCCCAGUCGCGUUUAGAAGGGUAGCAUGUAGGAAAAAAGGAGGGAUUAGGUUUACAAUCAAUGGGCAUUCUUAUUUCAAUUUGGUUUUGAUUACGAAUGUUGGUGGUGCUGGUGAUGUUCAUUCGGUUUCUAUUAAGGGAUCGAGGACCGGGUGGCAGACAAUGUCGAGGAAUUGGGGGCAAAAUUGGCAGAGUAAUUCGUACUUAAACGGGCAGAGUCUUUCGUUUAAGGUGACCACGAGCGAUGGACGAAGUGUUGUGUCUUAUAAUGUUGCUCCAUCAGGGUGGUCCUUUGGGCUGACCUAUACCGGGAGACAGUUUUAGAAAGUGUAGUAAAUAAAUUAUCUAAGGCAUAAUUUAAUUUCUUAAAUAUAAUUAAAGUUAUUGUUAGUCUUUUGACUAUAACUUUUUUUAAUUUUGUGUGUGAAAUGAUAUUAUUGUGGGUGAUUGGUAG
Molecule: messenger RNA, 878 nt
Organism: Impatiens glandulifera
Lineage: Eukaryota; Viridiplantae; Streptophyta; Magnoliopsida; Ericales; Balsaminaceae
Product: expansin-A10-like
Exons: 3
Coding region: 17-748 (243 amino acids)
Biological process (GO): plant-type cell wall organization
Cellular component (GO): extracellular region
Source: RefSeq, a predicted model, not a curated record